UCUUUUUUUUUAUAUCAAUUGUCAAUUUUCAUCGAACCCCGAGUUUAAUGAUACUUUAAUCUCUUAAUUUUCUUAUCCAUCGAUUUUGAUGCGUAGAAUUACGAAACGAGUAUUAUUUCGCGUUAUUUUCUUAUUCAUCGUUUCGAUUCUUCGGAUCGAUAAUUGUUAAGAAUUAAAUUUAAGAUUCUGAUUCGAAAAAUUUCCCCCUCCCCAGCAUUCAAUUGGGGGACACGAUAGAAUAGAUUUUCGCAGUCUACGCUGUUGCCCGUCCUCGUAUGCAUGCUAUUUACCAUUAGAUUAUCAUCCCCUCAUUUUUUUCGUCUCUCCCCUACCUCGCUGCAUUCGUGCUUUCUUUCGACCCCUUCUGGGGCAGCUCUUUUCUCAGCGCGACUCUUUUUCAUCCACGUAUCUUGUAUCUCUCGCGUUGCAAAUGUAACGGGCGAAAUGUGACGAGCAAACCAAUUAUUUCCACCGCGAUGAUCGAUUCACGUUCGUAAUUCCGGGCCCGAGUCAUUAGCGAACGCUCUUCGCAGGGGUGUUCAUUAACAUUGACUACCGCGUCGUUCCAGUGAAAAUGAUAUUCGCGUUGGGUUGCACACUACGUCCCUACUAUCGAUUGAUACUUUCCUCGUUUGGACUCGAUCCUAAAUAAGAUAAACGUCGAUCAAGUGCACAUUAUGAUUUGGCUCGUUUGUACACGUUAGAAAAUGGAGAUACGAUUUAUAAAUUAUGCAUUCACGUUUCCCUUUAGAUGGAUGUUUUUUUUAUUAUAUUAUAGUAUCUUUUAUUAAGUAGAAAUUGAAAGGCAAAAGUGUUGGGAUAGGAAACGUUUUAUUUGAUUUUUAUUCUUUCGUUAAAGUUUCAUUAUCGGUGCAUCUAUUGUAUGAUUAACCGAUACCUGAGGCACGUGGAUCCAUUUAUGCAGCACGUGUCUUCUCAAGAUUCCACCGGGGGUAGCGUUACAAUAUCCCGUGAUGAAUGCAGUAGCUCCUCCAGGUAGCUAGGGUUCCCACAAAAAAAUGGAGGGGGAUUCAAUUCGAGGCCUCUAAUAUCUUGUGUCUACAACGAAAAAGAGGAAAGAAAAAAAGAGGAGGCAGAGGACGGGAGUAAACAGAAGUCGAGAAGUUAAAACGAUUAUUAUAUUCAACGAGGGAAGGGGAGGGGGGAAAAAGGGGGAAAAAAAAGCGAAUUGUCGGAUUUUGAAUAUCGAAUCCCGGUUCGAGUUUAACUUUGUGGAAAAUUUGUUGAAUAUCCGUGCACGUUAAAAGAGGGGAGGGAGGAUGGUUAAAAAGAGGGGAAUGUGGAUGAACUAUGUGGUAAAGGGACGGCGAAAUUUGGCCGCAUUCGCACGGUCGAAAAGCUCUCUCGCACAAGAGGGAGGUCAACCCCUGGGACGACGGUUUCCAUUUUCAACGUGGCGCCUGCGUUCUCGAGCUCUGCACGGGCUCUACCAACCCUCUCUCCUCCACUCGUUUCUCCUUUUCAAGCCUCCACUCCACUUCUUUCUUUCUUUCUCUUGUUCGUGGACCCUGAAUAUCCACCCCUUCUUCUCUAUCCCUCGAGUGCAGCGCUUGCGCACGUGCCCUCCCCCGCACGUCUAGCCAUUUUUUCUUUUCCCCCUCGAAUUCAACCCCUGUCUCUCGAACCGCGACAGCGAGACGAAACUGCUCCCACGAAAUAUUCAAAUAUAUUUUCACGACAAAUUUAUCAUUUUUCCAAUUGUAUCUACAUGUUAAUGUUUUUCUUUUCUUUUCUUCUUUUCUAUUAUCUUUCAUUUUUUCCCUCCCUCUACUUUUUAGUAGGUUUUUGUAGAAACGUUGUUGAAACAACGACGCUUGAACUUCUUUCUGCGAAAGAAUCUUGUCUGCGAGAGAAUCAUCAGGCUUCACUCGAAUUCGCAAUUAGUACCUUUUUUUCGGAUCAUCUAGCUUUUCCCUGAUCUCAAUCUGUCUUUACUGCCUUUUUCUGCCAUCUGGCAGAAUGAAAAUUAUCCUAUUAUUUUAAAUAUUCUAUUAUGUUAAAUAGUCUUUUUUUUUUUUUUCCUUUCAAAAUUUUCGUUUCACUUACAAUCGUUCAAUCAACAGCUGUGUCCAUUAACUCGUUUUCAAUCUUCUUAUUCCUUUCUUUCUUUCUCCCUUGCAUAUAUAUUAUUUGAGAGUUUUCUUUCAAUCAGUAUCGAUGGUUGCAAGGUCCAGAGGAUCUCCGGAGGGAGCAGCCAUUGUUCACGACCCUUCCGCAGCGCCUGCGUGCCUCGCAACUAUCCUCGAUUUCGUUUUUCUUUUUCUACUUCUUUGUCUUUACAGCCUUCGUAAAGUACUGAUCGUAAUGAUCCAGAGAUUUCAAAGAGUAAUCUUCUCAUUUUUAUUUCUAUCCGACAUGUAUGCUUCCGUCUACCAACUUUUCUAACUCUUCUUUUCAUCGAAUUUUUCUAUAUAUAUUUGUUCAAAAAAAUUAUCGAACUUGAAAAUUGUGUGUCUACAAUUUAUUAUCGUUAAUAUAAAUUAAUAUUUCUCAUAAAAAAAAAGUAUGUACGCGUUUUGUCGCAGAAUUUUGCCCGACGAAAUAAUAAAUCCACAUCCGUGGUUACAUCCCUGCGACUUUUCACACUUAACGAGUUAACGUCACGACGAUUUCGAAGCAAGGGAUUACUUGCUCCUCCGUUAUUCGACGCCUGCGUAGAUUCCGCCCCUCGCCUCGCGCAUUUUUCUCCGCCUCUCCCUCGCCACUCUUCGUGCCCCGGUUUUCCAUCUCCCGAAUCGCGUCGACGAGCACUCGGCCAGGGUGUCCAGAGAAGAUACAGUUUCUCGUUUGAUUUCUUCGAACAUUUCCAUUCCACGCUUUCUUCUCCCUUCCCUUCGACUUCCGUUCCCCUAUUUAUAUUUUUAUCCUUCUUUUUCCUUUCCUUUUUCUUUCUCUUUUUUUAUUUUUUAUUUUUUCCUUAACCGUUUCCACCACCACUUCUCCCGGCGUGUAUACGCCGCCAUCGCAACCCCUCCAUCGAAAGGUGGCGUGCCACGAGAUAGCUCGGUGGUAGUGAUCCAGGGAGAGGGUGCAGUCAUUGCCUCUUUUCGGCGCCUGCGUACAUUCCGCCACGCUCGUCGAUCCUGCUCUGUCCAACGGGUUUUCCUUGAUCGUUUCUUUCGACCUCUAUCCUCCUCGCAGCUCCCACCCCUCUAGCCUAGGCAGAACUAGUAGCGUCGGGGGCGGUGGUGAUAGCGGGCAGCAGAGGGUGCAGCGAUUGGCGGCAGGGCCUGGCUCCGUCAGUUUAGUUACCGCACCACAUAAAGGCAUUGCGUUGUAGACACCGUUAUACCCGCAACAUUCUUACUAUUUGCUUGUAUAUCUUCAUUUCUGACCCUUUAAUUCGACAAAUACGUUCGUAUCGUUGGUACAUAUAUAGAAUCGUCCUCACCGAUUAAUCAUUCUUGCUUUAUCCCGCCCACGUGUCAACGAAAAAUACUUUAAUCGAGAAAAAAAAAACGUCGUGUGUGUCCACGCACAACACAUCUUCCGAUCCGGGUUUUAAUACACGAGAAAAAAAAACGAAAAAAAAAAAAAAGAAAAUAAAAUAAAGAAUAAUCGAAGCAGAAACAAGAGCAAAAAAAAAACGAAAUAAUCGAAACGAAAUAAUAGAAGCUACGAGUAAAAAAAAAACGAAAUAAUCGAAGUACGAAUCGAUCGGUCGUCAACAAAGGAAGAAAUUAAGUCAAGAAUAUAUAUUUGGAUUGGACACACUUUUCUUCACGUGCGUCUUCUGGCGGGGAUCUUAUGGUUUCGUUCGUCCAUUUCGACCGUCCUUCCCGAAACCUUAUCUACUGUCUCCUUUCACCCCCUGGAACAGUCAGCUUCUCGAAGAUUGAUCUCGAUCGACGCGCACGCGGUUCCCAUUCUAACUUCGCUUAAAAAAAAAAAAAAAAACAAAAAGAAAAAAAAAGAAUAAAGAAUAAAGAAAGAGAAAAAGGGAAAGAGGAAAGAGAUAAUUGAACGCAACGUCGCCGGUUCUCCACGAAGAUAAAUUCAGUGUGUCAAUCAUUAACGAGAUUGGUGUAUAAUAAUAUCGAGGCAACGAAUCGUCAUCUGGAAGAUCUUCUUUAUUCGACGGAAGAGUGAAAAAAGAAAAAAGAAAAAAGAAAAAAAGAAAGAAAAAAGGCAAACGUUCGGACGAGAAAAACAGAGAUAGAGGGAGGAGAGAAACGGAUAUAAUAGUGUUGGCCGGUGGGAGUGAAAGAGAGACUCGAGGGUGUGUUCCGCGGUUUUCUUCGCCCUCUUUUUUCCUUUCGUUUCGUCGAUACAUUAAGAAAUUAAGUGUCAUACAUACGUGUAUCCCAAGGGUUGAAUCGUUUUUUUUUUUUAUAAAAUAUAGACUGUAAUUCAUCGUUAUCGAUUGGAGAAAGUGCAAAAAAAAAAAAAAAAGAUAUCUUGAGGAAAACUUAAAAACUCGGUAAUUCGUCUUGGUAAUUCGGUAAACUCGAUAAAACUUGAUAAAAAAUCGAAUAAAAUUAUAAAAACACGGAUAAAUACGCAUAAAUACGGUUCAGAAGGAUAAAUAAAUAAUAAAAAUAAUAAACGAACAAAACGAAAUAAAAAAAGAAAGAUAAAAAACGGGAAAACGAAACACGCACACGUCGUUUAAAGAAACAAAAAUUGAAAAACGGAAUAGAACAAAGAAACGGGCAUCAAAACGAGAUAACAACGAAAUGAAAAUUUAGCGAUAUAGAUAAUAUUUAAAAAAAAAAAAAAAUAACUCUCCAUUAAAGAAAAAAAAAAAACUAAUUAAAACGAAAAAAAAAAAACAUUAACCCACCGUCGUUUCGUUCUACGCCCAGAUAUCGGCAUCCUCCAACCACUGAUUUUCAUCGUUAACCGCAACCGAUUGAUUAUUGCGGCUAAUUUCUCAAUUAUAUGAUAAGAACAAUAUAAAACGUUUAUCCGUGAAAAUAUGGUGAAAAUAUCAGCGUGUAAUAACAGCUGACGUUCUCUACGGCGCAUUAUCACGGGCCAGAGAAGUUUGGGCGUGGCAGCCGAAAGCAACGUGGCCAGGAGAACGCGAACGCAGCCUCCAAACCCACAAUUCUCCGGCCAACUUUCAGUUCGAAUCCUUCUUUUGACUUGCGGAGUAACCGGCGAGAGAAAAAAAAACGAAAAAAAAAAAAAAGAAAUCAAAAGAAAAAAAAAAUCAUAAUUAAACGAGGAAAAGAGAAAGACGAGAAACGAAAAACGAGAGAAAAACAUCUUAAAAAAAAACACGUUCGAGCGAAUACGUUGAAUAUAUUCGGUAACAAGUGAUGGAAAACGGCGAGAGUGUGCAUGAAGGAUCAAGCAGAUCCAGGAUGGAGCAACUGGCACUGCGGGUCCUCGUCGAGGACAAGCAGGAAGUCUCGAGAGGGACACUUCCGUCCGCGAUGGCCUCGAUCACAAUGAUAUUUUCCAAUCCAAAUUCUCAACCGAAUAACGCGAUAUCAAAGAUUGACCGAGGGUUGCGAGCCUAGUAGGAGGAUGAUAGAGCAGAAUGUAUAUGUGAAAGAAGGAUAGAGAAAAGCAGCGAGUGGGAGAAAGAGACUAGGUCUAGUUGGGGAAGCUCGUAUUGAUCGUUUCUGGGUCCAUGUGACGCGCCUGCGUUUUGCCGUGGGGUAGAAUCGUAGCGAGGGUAAACUGUGGGGAGGAAGGUGGGAAAGAGUGAGAAGCAGAGAGAGAAAGAGAGAGAGAGAGAGAGCCGUGCCGGGGUUCAUAUACCCCCAGGGCGACUGCAACGUUCUACCAUGCCACCGACCAAUCAAUGGAGCUUCUCUACCUCUGUGUCUCACCCUGUUUCCUCUCUUUCCCUCUCCCUCCGUCCAUUCGUCAUUCUUUUUCUCUCGAUUUUCCGCGAUUCUUCGUCCAUCAUACGUAAUAUCGCACACACGCAUCGUCCCCCUUCAAAGAUUUACGGUAUUAAUACUUGACAACACAGCGAGUGCCCAAUGCCACCCCUACGGAUGCGUGUACCGAUAAUCCAUCGAAACUUCGUUCGAGUUUAAAGAGAGCCGAUGCUAAUUCUCGUAACGAGUUCUCGAGGACGAUAACGAUACGAAUAUAUAGGGUUGCGGAGGUAAUACGUUACCGCUCGCCUAUUAAAUUUAUCCUUGGCCUUUGAACAAAUAAUGUCGUCAACGAGAAAAAUACGAGCAAAAAUUGUUCUGCCUCGUUUGAUAUUAUCGCUUAUUUUUAUUUCGAAUUUCCUUUGCGAGGAAAGAUUGUGCGAGUCUCAUUAAUCGCAAUCCCAAUUACUUUCCUUUUUCUCUGUCGAUCAUGCGUCAAUCGGUUCAAGUCAGUGAUAAUUCAUCGAUUUCGUUAGAUUGAAAUUUUCAUUUCAGUUCGAAUGCAUGUCGAAGUCACGAUAUUAUUUCAUUACGUGGAAUAUUUCAUCAUGACUGAACCAACCAUUUCUUUUCUCUCCACAUUUAUGUUUACUUUACGUAAUCACCCUUUGUGGACUUCGAGAAGACGUCGUAAGGUUUCCCUGAAUAUUUAGUGAUGCGAUCAUUGCCUGACGAGAGAGGGACGAUCAUGAAUCGAUGCAUACUUAUUUACGAGGAAAUACAGGCAAAAAAAGCGAAGAAGAGCUACUACAAGGAAAAAACAAAUCGAUCGGUUGCACCUUAAUUAGCACGAUGAUGCGCGUUUGAUCGAUCUUCGUUAUAUUUCCUAGGCGGGGUUAGGGAGUUUCGUCCAUUUUGCGCAAAUGUUUGUUAAAAAUACCGUCCAUUUCCAACGAUACUAUUUUCUAACGAAAUAUAUAUCCAAUUGAUCUCGUCCAACCUCCUAGGAUAGAAAUUAUUUAUACGCCCCUUAUAAUUAUUUAUCCCCUUGCAUAUUUUAUACUUGGAUAUUUAGGGAGCUAUUUUCACUAACCAAGUUUGCCAUUGAUCUUCCAAUUAGUUCCAUUGGCUCGUUGAAACCGCCUUUGUCACGCCUCGAACCAUUAAUAGGAUUCGUGAGAAUAUCGAUAGGAUAGAUUAUCGACGAAUCUCGUCAAAGGUUCAGUGACCCUGGAAAAACUUCACGGACGGAAUUAUUACUCCCGUGGCAGAGUAUGGGUGGAAUUAUGCUCGUGCACGAGCGUACCGGCGGAUCGAUGAUGAAGGUGGGGCCAUACCCCAAAAACGUUGCUUCGACAGCUGGAUCAUAACCGGGAACGAAAGAGGAGGGUUGGUUCGGUAGUACGUUUUGUAGUCUCGACUCGAAUGAUUCACAAUUUAUGUCUCUUCACGGCUUUGAUCCGAUAUACCGGAAAAUGGUAAAUCAUUCUCGUUGGCACGCGCUAUUCUCCGCAUCUAAAUGUUCGAAAAAUAUAUACCUUUUAGUCAGAAUUACGAAGGAUUGAUUCAUUCGUAUGGAUGGCGGAAGCAACGAUUAGAAUGAUUUCGAAUAAAUUUCCCUCUCGGUUCGAUGGUCUGAAUAUUGUUUCGCUCGUUCGUUGUCGCUAAGGCGAUCAGAGGCCGGCAAACUUUCAUAAUUCCAACGGUAAUGCGGUGACAACUUCCUGUCGCACCGUGUGGCCGGUUUUAAAGCCACCGAGCAUAAUGGAACUCGCUCACAUAUGCGUCCACUGUGUCCCUAUUUUUUUUCCUUUUUUUUUUUUUUUUUUUUUUGCAUACCGUUUCGCAUCUGUUGCAAGUCCUGUGCCCAGUUUCGUUCCCUUUUUUCUCAUGCGGCUAGAUACAAUACAGGCUUGCUCCCUCCUUCUCCUUCUUUGGCCGAUGUUAGGUCCGGUCAUGUACGUAAUACGCAAAGAACCUGGUCAAUCGUUCAUGUCUAACAAAAGCAGGAAGUCAAUCGAAAAGAUCGUUCCUUUGAUUAUACGAGGAUUAGCGGAUAUGCGAAGAUUGAUUUCUUUUUUUUUUUUUGUAACGAUUAGAAUAAGAAAUAUAGGGACGAAGUACAAAUUAUAUACUUCAUUUGAAUCUAUGAAAUCCGAUUGGAUGGAUCGAUGAUAAUUUGAUUCGUCGAUAGAUGAAUGAUGAGACAGAUUUCUUUUGUAUUUAUAUGUGAACAUAUUUAUAAUUUUAAUGAUACGUAUUCGUGGUUUUGAAUCGAUAAGUGACAAUUUCUCUGUAUCUUUUUAAAAAGGAAUAACAAAUUAUCAAAAAGAAUUCAUCGUACUCUGUGUCUUAAGUUUUAAUUAGGCGAUUAUAAUAUUUAAUUAGAAUUUUAAAGCGAAGAUAUAUAUUAUAGAAUCGAGUUCUUCAGGAAGUUCUGACAAAAGUUCAUUCUGUAUGAUGAUGUAAUAUAAGGGAAACGAAUUUCCGAAAACACGAACUCGCGGUUAUUGGCACGACCGCCAAGUGUUGCUCGGCUUGUUUCGUCAGCAUCGCAUAAUUUUGGCUCACCGUCAUUUUAGAGACUGCAUUCUCUCGAUCUUCGAAGAUAAAGCCAGGGUAAGGUCAGGGAUGCAGCUUGGAUUCGUUUACUCGUGUUCAUAUCUUUUUUUUUUUUGAAAAAUGAUUCUAAUUAUCCACACAAUAACGAACAAAAUGAAAUUUUUGCGUUUAAAACUUGAUUAAAUAUUCGAUAGAUCUAGCAGAAACGUGCGACGUAGAAAGAAACGAUGCAUAAAUCGAAGGAGAAUGAUUGAAAUGAGACAACGAAGCGGUAGAUUCAGACGAGUUCAUCGGCUUUAUCCUCCUCGAUUUUUGGACUUCGACAAGUCUCGCGAGUCGUCUAUUUUUUUCUCUUCGAGAAAUAUUCAAUUUCAUGGUCUUUGGCAAAUGGCCACCAAUAAGUUUUGACGAUGUAAUUCAUGGUUUCGAGUUCACUACCGAUCGAGUGCGGCCUCGUAAGGGAUAAAAGGACUCUUGUAUCGACGCGAUAGCGCGCUGAGACGACGGGGGUCAAAAACCGUGAAGGGGUGGUCAUGAUCUGAUGCAAGGGGUGAUGCAAGCGACGAGAGGGAGGCAAGAGGGCGGCAUACCUUCUGCCUCGUAAUGCCAGGGAGCCAUGUUGCAAACAUUUCCUAACGAACAAACCCCUGCAAAUAUCUUGAGGAGGAUACUGAAAUAUUGCGCCUGAACUGCCCCUAGGUUGUCAGCUCUCUUGUUAACUGGAUGCAGUUUAAACAAAAUGACAGGUGUUAUUUUUUUUUUUAAUUCUUUUAACACCGGAAUAAAUAAAAAAUCGCGACUCGUUAUUCAAACCUUGACGAUUGUAACAAUUGCGAGAAUACGAGAGAGUAAAAGGGAAAAAUUUAAAAUCCUGGGAUAAAAUAUAAUGUAGAGAUUCUAAAUUUAUUAAAAUUCGACAAAGGGGAAAAUGAAGAGGAGGGGGGGGGCAAGGGAGCCAGUUCGAUCGACGAUGGGAGGUCACAGUUUAUUUAAGAACGCGCAUACGUCUCUUAUUAGUUCGAUCGGCAACCCCUCGCAGCAUACGAGUACAUACGUGCGAGUUGGUAGGAGGAGAUACGUAAUAACGAGGGGUUUGCAGUGGGUUGGCAACGAGCUUAGCCGAGGGUGCGCGACCGCGCCCGAGCUGGGCCGACUUCGGCCGAUCGAGCUCGUCGGGCUGUGCAAGCCGCUUGAAAGCGGCUGGUGUGUCCAGUCUCUAGGCAGCCUCCGCCCGUGUUAUAUCGUUAUUUCCGUUUCCUUAGUAUAGUGUUUAACGCUUUAAUUUCUAGUCUCGCGUAACCCUCUACACAUUCACACAUACACAUACACACAUAUAUACGCGUAUAUUGUAUUCUAUUCUUUAAAUCCGCGCGCUCACACACACACACACACACAUUACACACAUUGUAUGUACUCCCUCGUUUUCUUUUUCGACGACGAUCGACGAAAUUUGGUGAUCUCAUUUUUCGACGAUAUCGGACGUGAAUAAUUUUCGGCUCGCCGCUCAUACAUUUACACAUACACUCACACAUGUGCUCGUCAAAGUGAAACCAAAGGACUGUCGACCAGGAGGCGAGCAUAAAUGCCGAUUUACGAGCGCUCGCGUCGUACUUUUCUUUCAUUGAUUUCCCCUUCUGUUCCGGGCGGCGGUGCGAGAGCGUGAUAGUAGGUGCACGUAAAGAGAGAGUCAGAGAGAAGAGCAGGGACCGGCACGAUUCAUCGACCAAUCGUUUAAUAAGUUGCACGUUGCUCGGUUUCGCGUGCGAAAACGUGGAAAAGAGUUUUCGGAAGGAGAAAAAGAAAAAGUAACGUCGAGAGAGGGAGAGAAAAGAAGUACGGGAAGAGAGAGUGUCGCGUCUCACGGAAGGAGAAAGAAAAAAGGUGUUUUCUGUGUUUAUUGUGUGGAUGUGUGUCGUGUGCUCUCGCGUGUAUCGAUAAAAAGGUGGAUCCUGUAAAGAUAGUGGAAGAAAGAUUUCGUACGUAGUUAGAAAGGACCCGGUCGAAGAGUGCAAUGAUGGCGAACGGAAUGGACACAGUCGUACAACAAAAUGGUGGAUCCACCCUCGGACAGGCCUCGCAGGAAGAGUCGAAGACGAAUCUCAUAGUAAAUUAUUUGCCCCAGAGCAUGACACAGGAUGAGAUUCGAUCCCUUUUCUCGAGCAUUGGCGAGGUUGAGAGUUGCAAGUUGAUUCGUGAUAAACUCACCGGUCAGAGUUUAGGUUACGGUUUCGUUAACUAUCACCGGCCUGAGGAUGCUGAGAAGGCGAUAAACACGCUCAACGGUCUUCGUCUGCAAAAUAAAACGAUCAAGGUAUCGUACGCGAGACCGAGCAGCGAGGCGAUCAAAGGCGCAAACUUGUACGUGAGCGGUUUGCCGAAGAACAUGACGCAACAAGAUCUGGAGAAUCUAUUCAGCCCGUACGGCAGAAUCAUCACGUCGCGGAUACUUUGCGACAACAUCACCGUACGACAGUUUGUGACCGGCGGCGGAGACUAUUUGCCCGAGAAGAUGAUGGACCCGUUGAAUAACUUGAACCGAUUACCGACAGGAUUGUCGAAAGGGGUCGGUUUCAUAAGGUUCGACCAGCGGGUCGAGGCCGAGAGGGCGAUCCAAGAAUUAAACGGUACCAUUCCGAAGGGCUCGUCCGAGCCGAUCACCGUCAAGUUCGCCAACAAUCCGAGCAACAACAACAAGGCGAUACCGCCGUUGGCCUAUCUGACACCGCAGGCGACCCGACGAUAUGGCGGCCCAAUCCACCAUCCAACCGGCCGCUUCAGGUACAUUCCACUGUCGCCACUAUCCAGCACUGGCAAGGCCAUGCUUGCCAUUAACAAAGGCUUACAGAGGUACAGCCCGCUGGCAGGCGAUCUAUUGGCAAACUCGAUGCUACCCGGGAACGCGAUGAAUGGUUCCGGCUGGUGUAUCUUCGUGUAUAAUCUCGCCCCAGAGACCGAGGAGAACGUGCUGUGGCAGUUAUUCGGUCCGUUCGGCGCCGUCCAAUCGGUCAAAGUGAUCCGCGACCUGCAGACGAACAAGUGCAAAGGCUUCGGUUUCGUGACGAUGACCAACUAUGACGAGGCGGUGGUCGCCAUCCAGAGCUUGAACGGUUACACGCUCGGUAACCGGGUUCUUCAAGUGAGCUUCAAGACGAACAAGAGCAAGGCGGCGUAGGACGACAAGCAACAACAGCAACAGCAUCACGAUCACCACCAUCAUCGGGCAGCGGGAACAACGGCAGCAGCGGCGGCAGUAGCGGCAGCAGCUACGCCGGCUGUGGCGGCAGCCGCGGCCAUGAUCGGUCAAGCGACCGCUACAAAGGUCAUCCUCGGCUCAACGACCGCGGCAGCCGCGGUGGUCGCCGCCACAGCGACCGCCGCCGCUGCGGCCGCGGCUGCGGCUGCGGCCCUGGUCACGCCCGCGACCGUCCAAGCGCUCGCGACUGCCUAUGCUUCCACUAAGAAGAUCGACCACCACCAUCUCCCCAUUGAUUCCGUGAUCAACAUCCUGAACAGUCGUGAUCGCGGAGAGAACCAUCGUAACCAUCACCACCACCACCACCACCACCACCAUCACCACCACCACCAUCACCACCACCACCAUCACCAUCACCACCACCACCACCACCACCAUCACCACCACCACCACCGCCAUAACUACCAUCAACAGUUACAUAACCAGUAUCAUCCGUUGAAAGGUUACAACUCAAUGUCCGGCUAUGAAAUGAUAAUUAGGGGUAUGACCUCGUCGAAGAGAUGUCGUUGGGGCGGCAGAUACGAUUACGAGAACCACGAUGACGAAUACAAUUCCGACUAAAUAAUGAACAAAUGGAUGCUGAGAGCUCCCUGGAGAAAACUCGGUCGAGAGGGGGGGAAAAAAAUAAAAAAAAUAAAAAAAAAGAAGGAAAGAAUGGAGGCGAGUGAGAGAUAGAAGAGAGGGGAGAAUGAUAAGAGAUACUCGUGCGCGUGUGGUGCGUGUAUACGUGCGUCUGUACGAGAAAGGGUGCGAUGCGUGUGUAGUAGGUGCGCGUGGCUGACGCGGGGGAGGGGCGGCAGAGAGACGAGGAGCAAGAGAUGGCGAAGACGGAGAGAGGUAGGUCGUGAUGUGUUCCAGUCGUUCGAUUUACCUAACUGUAUUAUUACAGGGGCGAGGUGGAUCGAAAGGGGAAGAGAGAGGAGAAGUCUUGCUUUCUUUCUUUCUUUCUUUCUUUCUUUCUUUCGCUUUACUUUUACCCUCUCCUCUCUCCUCAUCUCUGCUCGCUCGUUUCUUCUCCCCCCCUCUCCCCAAACUAUUAUCGUCCAUGACGAAAGGAUAACGCGAGAUCCUGUCUUGUUUUUUGGAGGAAUUUGUUUAUCGCUCAAUCCCCGGAUUACAAUUAAAAUAAUAAUGAAGAGAGAAAGGAUUGUGGCCGAUAAAACGUGGCUCGUGUCACCGCUGCGAAUAUUGUACAUAUGUUUUGCCGAUUUAUGUAUCAUGUACGCGAGUGCACGAGCCACGCCAAUUGGCGAAUAUUUCCGAUUCUGAGGGGAAAAGAGUGAAAUCUAUGUCGAAUCAACGACGCUUGUCAAGGGAAACGAAGGGAGGGACGUCUCCUCUCUGCUCGAUCAAGAAGUUAUGCAACGACGUUAUACUACGAGAUUGACGUGAAAUUUAAGAAAAGGCAGGACCUGAUGGAAUUUUUUUUUUCUAAAAUCUCGAGAUCAUCCACGAGGGAACGAAGAGAGAGGGAGAGAGAGAGAGAGAGAACACGACGGUAUCUCGCGUUUUCCUAAUUAGAUUGACUUACUUAUAUCGAUUACGAUGGAAGGGAUUAAGAGAGACACACACACACACACACAUAGAGAAUGAAAAAAAAAGAAGAAUGCGUAGUAGUAGGUGGUUGUAGGGAAAUGGUGUUGUAGAAAGGAGGGAUGAAUGAACGGAUAGAGGAUAGAAUGACAUGGCGGGGACGAUGGAGACGUGUUGCGAGCGAGGACGGGACGGGGACGAUCGAUAGAUCGAUCGAAGUAACGGCAAGAGACGAUAAGUAGAGCUCUCUGGUAGAGGAUAUAAGAGAAAUGGGAAUAUCGAUAGUCGGGAAAAAAAGAAAAAAAAAAAAAAAAAAAAAAAAAAAAACAUGAAA
Apis cerana (Asiatic honeybee) is the source of this 13480-nucleotide messenger RNA. Its product is annotated as ELAV-like protein 2. Gene Ontology annotation, cellular component: ribonucleoprotein complex. The record is from RefSeq and is a predicted model, not a curated record. Gene Ontology annotation, molecular function: RNA binding. NCBI's taxonomy places the organism in Eukaryota, Metazoa, Arthropoda, Insecta, Hymenoptera, Apidae.